Messenger RNA from Maylandia zebra (zebra mbuna), 1709 nucleotides. RefSeq names its product nudix (nucleoside diphosphate linked moiety X)-type motif 6 (gene nudt6). Gene Ontology annotation, molecular function: NADH pyrophosphatase activity; NAD binding; ADP-ribose diphosphatase activity. NCBI's taxonomy places the organism in Eukaryota, Metazoa, Chordata, Actinopteri, Cichliformes, Cichlidae. The record is from RefSeq and is a predicted model, not a curated record.
GCAACUGUACUAGACAGCUCGUUUACCGGCUGUCAGCUGAAUAUAUUCUGCUUUUAUUCGGUUACUUAUCGUGUUACGGUAAUAUGGCUGGCUGUACCUUUGUUGCCAGACUUUUGCCGUUGGCGAGAGGCCGCUUUUGUAAUAACAUGUCUCUUCCCGUACGCACAGCUACCCGUGCCUUUUCCUGCACUUUAACUUGUUCACAGCUUCAGCAAGUCCACGGGGUCAGCGCUUUAACGGGGAAAGUGGACCGAUUCGGUGGAGUGACAGUGAACCUGGCUGAGGUCGGACUGCCGGGUGACAUCAGCGAGAGCUCAUUCAGCGGUUUACUGCAAGAUUCUUUAGCUCAGUGGAAAGCAGAGGGGAAGGCAGCAGUGUGGCUUCGAGUACCCAUCUCGCUGAGUCGAUGUGCUGCCGCCGCCUCGGCUCACGGCUUCACCUUCCAUCAUGCCAGAAACGACUACGCCAUGCUGGCUCUUUGGCUGGGAGAGGGGGAGAGCAGACUUCCAGGUUUUGCAACUCACCAAAUUGGAGUGGCAGGUGCAGUUGUUGAUGAGUCCAGUGGAAAGGUCCUUGUUGUCCAAGACAGAAAUAAGACAAAGAAUGCUUGGAAGUUUCCCGGUGGUUUGUCUGAUCCAGGAGAAAAUAUUGGUACGACUGCUGUUCGUGAAGUGUUUGAGGAAACUGGUGUUCGCUCCGAGUUCAGAUCUCUGCUAAGUAUCCGGCAGCAGCACAACCACCCCGGUGCCUUCGGCAUGUCUGACAUGUACAUCAUCUGCCGGCUGAGCCCGCUAACCUACGAGAUCAACUUCUGCACUCAGGAGUGUCUACGCUGCGAGUGGCUGGACAUCAGCGAGCUGGCCAAAACCAGCGAGACCACGCCCAUCACCUCUCGCUUAGCCAGUCUUCUGCUUCAUGGCCUGGAGCACGGCUUUGAUAAGAUUGACCUCAACAUGGAGGAGCUUCCUGCUGUUUACUCUGGGAGAUUUUACCAGUUAUAUUACAGACAGCUUCCCAUACUGAAAUUAUAGGAGCUCCACAGAUCACCUCAUUGUAGCCAGAUAUGGUGAAGCACGGUUGUCACCAUUAGUCAAAUAUUAAAAAUGUAUUUAUAGCUGGACUGUUACUUUUGAAGAAUUACAGUGUAACCGGUUGGAUUAAAAACACACUGCAAAUUUUAGGAUGCUUUUUGCAUCUGCAUUGCUGCAGUUUUAAAUGUUUUAUUUAACACGUCUUGGUGGCCAUGUUCAAAACCCAAAGUUGGCGGUCUUGUAAUAUGUAUUAAUCAAUGAUAAAAAAUGACAUCACUGUCAGAGAUAAGUGGUGACUUUAGCUAAUUUUAUCUUGGUUCCAGUUUCAUUUCAGAAAUGGGAGGGGGUAUAUGGAGGAAAAAACUGCCAACUUUGUAAGUCAAAAAUGAAUUCUUUACCACCCAAACAACUGCCAGCAAUGAAUAUAGGUUUUCCUCUCCAUGUUGGUCAUUUACAUCAGCGGUCUCCAACCCCCGAGUCGUAGGGUACCGGGCCGCGAGAGUUCAGGCUCGGGUGUGAAAUUUAUGGUUUUAUCGGUUUUUAUAGUUUUUUUUUAUUUUUAUUGUUUUUAGCGUUAACUCUGUUUCUCUGGGUCUUUUACCAUGUGUUAUGAAUACAUUUUUUUUGGUACCGGUACUGGUUUUAUUUUGUUGUAUUUAUCCGCGACGCCUUAAAGGC